AUGCGACAACUUGCUGCUCUCGCGUUCUUGUCACUCACGCUUGCCAGCCCAGUGGUACAGCUAGGUGUUCCACCUCUGCCUGGUACCAACUCAACUACAGAUGGCUGCACUGGUACGAUGUUUGCCCACCUCUACGGCUGGGAGGCUGGAUGCGGCGCCGGCUACCAGACGUUCAACUACGAGCUCUGGCAAUUUCACUACAUUACGUCCGACGGGUCUGGCGACUGCGGCACUAUCCAUCUCAACUACUUUACUGGGCUUGACCAGAAUGGCGACAAGACUAGUGUCACGAUGCAGCGCAACCAAUGCAUCAACAUCAAUACUGGCGGCCCUGUCAACUCCAUUUCGAUGUAUUGUUAGAGGGGAUUUCUGGGGAAUAUUGUGGAUUUAGUAUCGUUAUAAACUUUUGUAGCGUUGUUUCUAUAUAGAGUUCUUACGAUUGUUUACCCCCGGACAAUUUAUAUAAGAGCUCGGCGACUUGUAAGCGUCGGGUAAUUACUCGGUCCCGUCCUCGGUCCCUUGCGCGGGUCCCAAAUAAAUUUCUAAAAUCUUGCCUCUUUUGCUUCCAGGAGAGCGGAGCCUUUGUAAGUAGUCUUUCUCGUUUUCGAGUCAACAAAUGCCUAGUUUCCUAGUAGCUAGUAUGGCCAGAAUUUGCGAGGUAACUUGGUAUACUUCGUAGUCUUGGCAUAGCAAC
Molecule: messenger RNA, 694 nt
Organism: [Torrubiella] hemipterigena
Lineage: Eukaryota; Fungi; Ascomycota; Sordariomycetes; Hypocreales; Clavicipitaceae
Source: the annotation of a GenBank genome assembly